Messenger RNA from Ricinus communis (castor bean), 6252 nucleotides. Its product is annotated as transcriptional corepressor SEUSS. Gene Ontology annotation, biological process: negative regulation of transcription by RNA polymerase II; positive regulation of transcription by RNA polymerase II. Bases 3384 to 5630 code for a protein of 748 amino acids. The transcript has 9 exons. The record is from RefSeq and is a predicted model, not a curated record. Lineage: Eukaryota; Viridiplantae; Streptophyta; Magnoliopsida; Malpighiales; Euphorbiaceae. Gene Ontology annotation, cellular component: nucleus; transcription regulator complex.
CUUGUAAUUGACAGAUAAAGAUAAUGGAAUCUGUCUCCUGAAUAAGAAAGGGUUUGCCAGUCUCCAUGCCCUUCUAAAGCCCUUGGCAUAUUUUAUGGAUUAAAAGGUCUUCUUAAAACUAAUCUUUCCACCAACCACAACCUAUAAUCUAUAGAAGUAUUCUCACAUCCUCUCUCCCAAUUGCUUAAAUCCACUAUUUCUUUCUCCAAAUGAGGCAACCCCACUCUAUUAAAAUGUUCUUCUAUCUCAGCUACCAUUGAUCCUAAAACCCAAGAAAAUAACCACACGCUAAAAUUGGAUAAUAUACAGAUCCAAUGAAAAGUAAGAAGAAUAGAAACCUGAUAAAAAAUAAAAGACAAAAACAUAAGAACAAAACAAAAGGAAUAACAAAAUAGAUAGACUCGAAAAUUUAGAAGAUCUUCACGUCAUAACAAUGGAAGAAUAUAUCCCUAGACCUAAGGUUUCGUGGGGUGAAACUCUAACCUAGAGAGAGACUCCAUAUUUUAGGAGAAUUUAUUCUCAAAGCAUACUAGCAAUUAGAAAAAAUAAAAAAAAAUAGAAUGACAUAUAAAACUAAUAAAUAAAUUAAAAUAAAAUCAAUUGGUUAUCUAUAAUUAAAAAAAUAGACUUUAUCAUAGUAGAGUACCACAAUAACACUAUAGCAAAAUCCUAUAACCUCUCGUCUAUUCAACAAAGUACUAGAAAUUCACUUGACCAACAUCACAUAUGGGCUCAAUAUAAUAAAAAUCACAAAAUAUUGGACUUAAAUAGAAAAAAAAAAAAAUUAUUUUAGUCCCUUUUAUGUCCCUAUGUAGCAAGUUGAGGAUCUAAAUUAGCCCAUUAUCCAAAUUGUUAUAGUUUGCUUGGACAAAUGGUCAAUUUUUUUAGCUUGUGUCAAUGGGCCAAAUAAACUGAAUUACAAUUAUUUGAGCAAAUAGGCCCAAAACUUACAUUUUUCAGGCCAAACAAUUUUGACUUUAAUCCACGCAUGUACUGCAUAUUAGCCUUAAAAGCGUGGGUGUGUCUAAUACUUUAGCAUACAAAUAUUAAAAUAGUUUUUCUCUCUUUUCUCCAUUCCUUUUUUCCUUCGCUUCUUCAAUCUUUCUAACAAGAGAUUCGUUCUCUAUUUGUUUUCCUCUUUCUGUUUUUUUCUUCGCUUUGUUAAUCACAAUUGUUUUGAUCGUCAUAUCGUCAAUCUCUGUAUCGCCUUCAACAACACUGCCAGUGGCAUCAUUGCUCGUUACUCUAUCGCCUUCAUCCCCGCCAUCCAUUGCUGCUGUUGUUACCACCAUAAACGACUAUAAAAACAAGUUCUAUCGAUUGGUUUUGUAUUUAUUAAUUUUGCUAUGGAUCUUUUUACGGCGAUGAGUAUCUGUUUAUCUAUGUCUAUACAAUCUAUUUUUUUAUUUUCUACUUUUUGGAUGAAUGAAGUAGUGUAUGGCAGUAAUGGGUGUCGAUGAUGGAUGGUGGUGGUGAGGCAAACAACAAUGGACAUUGUUCUAUUUUUUUUCUCUUUCUCUUCUCUAAUAUUUUUCUAAUCUCUUGAUUUUCCUUCUUUUUUGUAAAAAUUUUAAGAAAUAGUGAAUGUAUUUUAACGGCAAUGACAUAUGAAUAUGGUGUGAUGGUGGUGAUAACAAGCAAUGACAUAUGAGUUUGAUGACAAAUAUUUUGGUGGUGACGAGAUAUGGGUUUAAUGGUAGUAACAGUAGUGGAUGAGUUUAAUAGUGAUUAAAGAUGGGUUUAUAACAGUGGUGACGGUGGAUGGAGAUGGAGGUGGAUGAUGGAAUUAGUUUUAUUAUUAUUAUUAUUAUUAUUUUAGCAGUUGGGAUUAAAUUUCUUCUAAAUUUAAGUUUAAAAUAAACUUUUUAAUAUAAAAAAUGAAUAUUUUAAAUUUUGAUUUUAUUUAAUUGAAAAAUAGAGUGUGUUAGACACACUCUUCAUCAAGGGAGAUUUAGACUAAUUUGGUCCUAAAAUACCAAAUUCAGGGAUCUAUUAGCUGAAAACGAUGUAAUUCAGCUUAUUUGAUCCUUUAACACAAGUUGAAGGGGCAAAUGACCCUUUGUCCUUGUUUGUUUCCAGUUCAAUUUGCUUCUAUAUUCUCCUCUCUAUCGAGCAUUCUUUACAAUAAGAAAUAGAAAAAGAAAAGGCCAUUACCACUCUCCCUCGCUCGCUCGCUCGCUCGCUUAUUCUUGACAAUGGCAAGCCCUUUUUUAUCUCUCCGUUUCUUUCUAUGAAACCUUGUUGUGUCUUUGUACAAAGAUAAUCUGGGUUGAAAUUUUUAUCAUUCAAUAAUGUGAAAUAUUUCUUAGAUAAUGUGUAUAUGUGUAUGCAUGUGUUUGUGCAUUAUGGUUUUGGCGGUUGCUUAUACAUGAUCCUUUUGGUUCUUGUUUUGUUUCUCUUAAAAAAGGAAAAAAGACACGUAUAAUUUGAAGUCUUUCUUUGAUCUUUCUGCUUUCUUUAAUGGAGUUGAGAGCCUUAAAAGAGUUAAUGGUAUUAGUUUAGUGGUUGCUUCUUGUUUUCUUUAAACCCUUCUGUCAUUUUGGGUAUCUGUUUUCUUUGGUGUAAUGAAUAUAUUUUUCUGGUCGUCAUUGUCUUGGUAGCCAAACAUAAACAAUGGGGAUUCAAGAUUACGACUUUAUUUACCCUUUUAUCUCUGUGUGGAGUGACUCAUCAUUGAACAAGGAAAAUGGGAUGGGAACAGAAAUGAAUGACUAAAUUAUUUUUAACAUAAUUAAAAUUUAUGAUAUUCAAAAAAAGAAAAAAAGAAAAAGAAAAUUUGCUCCCAAAGAAAAUUGCUUUCUGCUCCCAAAUGUGCUCAAGAGAAUUGCAUUUCCAAAGGACAAACAGACAAUGUUAGUUGUUAGACUUCACUUGUUUCUAUAUUUGGUUAGUAUCUUUUGAACUUAGAACUUCUAAAGGUAGAUGGAAAUACAUUUCAAAUUUCGUUGAUGAGUAAUGCGACUGUCAAGUUGUUGAAGUUCAAUAAUACAAAUGGUUGCUGCUGGGCUAAUUUUGAGUUUUGGCUUGUUGGGUUGUUUAGAUAAGUUCAGUUAGGUGACUAGGCUCUUGAAAAUAGAUGAUGUUUCAGUUUUGCUUUAGUUGUAAUGGUGACAUCAGGGGUACCAACUCCAAUUGGUUGCUCUCGGUCUGUCUCACCCGUGCUUUUGCAAUCAAGCUCUACUAUUUUGGAAUCUUGAGUGUGCUUUAUUUCUCCACAAGCAACAUUUCUUUUCAUUUAUCAUGACACGUGCACAGUAAAGUAUGAAAUUUCCUGGGAAAUUCUCCAAAUUUUUCAUCUUCUCAAUCAGAAUUCUGGAAGUGGGAGUUCAAGCACCAAUCUCUCUAUUCUGGAUGGUUUUCAGCAGGGAAGCCCUGAUAAUAAAAUGGAGUCUAGUGGAGUUUCUGAUAACAAAAUGGAGUCUAGUGUAGUUUUUGAUAACACAAUGGAAUCUACUGCAGUUUCUGGGACACCAAGUGAUGUUCGUUUUGUUUCUUCUUUUACACCAACCAACAUGAUUAAUUUUGUUUCAUCUGGCCAAUUCCAAAGCCAACGAAUUCCAAAUCCUUCUAGAAGCUUUCAGCAAAAGUCUUUUGGUCAACCAUUUGAGCUACAGAGGUUUCAACAUUGCCAGCAGUCAAUGCAGCAGAACCCUGUUUUCCAUACCCAAUCGCAGCAGCAACAGCUGCAAUUCCAAUCCUUUCAAGGUGGCUCUGAAAGUUUUGCUGGUUCUGUCAACUUGGGGCGAGGGCUAAUAAGUUCAAACAUCAGCCUCUCUGGUUUGGAUGGUUAUCAGCAGGGAAGGUUUGAUACCAUAAUGGAGCCUAGUGCAGUUUCUAUGGCAUCAAAUGAUGUUGGUUCUGUUUCUCCUUUUACCCCAACACACAUGAUGGAUUUUGUUUCAUCUGAGCAAUUUGAAAGCCAAAAAAUUCCAAAUCCUUUUAGAAGCUCUCAGCAACAAUCUCAUGUACAACAAUUUAAGCGCCAGAGGUCUCAACAUGGUCAGCAAUCAAUGCAGCACUUCCGUGUUUCCCAGAGCGAACCACAGCAGCAACAGCCGCAAUUCCUAUCCAUUGAAGGUGGAUUUGAAGGUUUUGCAGGCUCUGCCAACUUGGAACCAGGGGUAAUAGGCAAUCAGAUUGGUCUGCAGACGCAGUUGCACUCAUUGCAGAGCCUUGGUCCAGUGGUGCAAGAGCCGCAACAAAACCAGACUGGAAGGGCCAUAGGACCUGUACAACUGGAGAAUCAGGAUUCUAAAGGAGCACCAUACCUGCAGCAGCAACAAUACCAUUUCCCUCAAAUUUCCAGAGAGUUUGUUUCACAGUUGAACCCUUUACAACAGAAGCACAUUUUGCAGCAACAGCAAAUGUUGAGGGCACAUCAUCAACAGCAGCCUCAACUACAUCAGCAAUCUCAACAGCAGAAUGUGCCUAUUAAAUCUGCUGUAGGGCCAGUCUAUGAACAGGGGAAAUGUUCACUUCAAUUAAUUAAGUACAUGUAUCUGCAGCAGCAUAGACCUAUGGAUAACAAUAUUGAGUUCUGGCAAAAAUUUGUUUUAGAGUUUUUUACUCACACUGCUAGAAAGAGAUUGUGUGUUUCAAAGUAUCAAAAUAGGAACCCACCUGCUGCUUAUCACAAGGAUUCAUGGGAUUGUGAAUUAUGCAAUCAGAAGCAUGUCCAUGGUUACGAAUCAACUGCUGCAUCUCUGCCUAAUUUAUUCCAAAUCAAAUAUGAAUGGCCCGUUAUGGAAGAGCUUCUUUAUAUUGAUAUGCCUCAUGAAUCUCAGAACUCAAGCGGUCAGAUUGUACUUUGUUAUCCAAAGGCAAUAGAAGAAAGUGUUUUUGAGAAUGGUCGUGUUGUACGUUAUGGUAAACUUCGUAUUGUUUUCUCUCCAAAUCUGAAGAUCUGCUCUUGGGAAUUUUGUUUACGAAAUCAUGAGGAACUUUUUCUGCGAAGACUGAUAAAACCUCAGGCAUGUCAGCUUGUAGCUAAGGCACAAAAAUACCAAGCUUCUGAUCGAAAUGCACAAUCCGACUCAUCCCAACUUGACUUAGAAAGGAACUGUAAUUUGUUUCUUGAAUCUGCACAUCGAUUAAACAAAUCUUUGGAGAUACCUUUACAUACUAAUAUAGGAUACACAGAGAGAUAUAUACGGUACUUAAAGCACAAACGGCAAAUAUCACAGAGAGUUAAUAGUAUGAAGGAAGACUUCAGCUGCGAGACUGGGAAAGGACUGAAAGAGAGUUUCACCCAACUUCCCAGUAGGAGUAUGCCAUUAUUGGAUCUGCAUUUUCCUAUCCAGCUACGUGAUCAGCAGCAAACUAGGGAGAACACCUUGAACAAUGAUUACCAUUCUGUACAGACAAAUGUCGAGCCGACUUCUACAAGCAGUGACGAUGCAAGUGCAGGCAACUCCUGUAGUACCACUCCCUCUGUCACUGCUGGUGCUGAGCUUCUCCAUCAGAAUUCAAUGGACUUGUGGAUUGAGAAUCAACAUAACAAUCCCGGCAGUCCUUAUCCUGGGACUCCAGUUUAUAUCUCAUAUAUGGGCUCUUCAACCAUUCCACAAGCUGAGCAUAUUCCUUCUUCAUUUUCAUCAUCAACUCCAUCUUCGAAAACUCAAAAAGAAUAAUGAUUUCUUCACAAUAAAGUGGGGGAGGGAGCAUGGUGAUUGUUGAUUCUGAAGGGGAUAAUGUGACCAACAUGAUGCUUGAAAAAUAAAAAUGUUAAUGGCAAUUGCUUUGCAGGCAGUGAUACGGUAGUCUUAAGUACUGUGAUGAUGGGGUAUAGAAGCUCGGGAAAUUGGGUGCUCCGCCAUAUCACUAGUCAGUUACUUGGUAUACUUGUAAGGCUUGCUUUAUUUGAAAUCUCCCUGAAGAGUUUAGUUUCUUUUUUUGCUGAGAUGCUCGUGGCACAUGCUUCUACGUUCCCUGCUGAUGGAUUAUUCCUAUCGGUGAUGGAUUAUUCCUAUUGGUGACACAACGUGCAUAUGUUUUUUUUUUUGGAACUUGCACUCUGUAAAUUUGGAGCUUACAUUCACUUAAAAGAAAAUUUUUGUUCCUGCUGUUGCAGCUAUUGAUAAAAGGAAGGAAAACAUGUAGCUUAAAUUCUUGUUUUGAGAAACUUUCUUGUUCAUACUUUUCCCCCUUCUGUAGUGUUAUAUUUCUUAUGGGAGUUUUGUUUAUAUGGUUUCACAUUGUAACUUGAUCCUCUCCGCAGUUUUGCAAUGAGAACUCACAUUACUUUUAUCUUUC